Molecule: messenger RNA, 6455 nt
Organism: Triplophysa rosa
Lineage: Eukaryota; Metazoa; Chordata; Actinopteri; Cypriniformes; Nemacheilidae
Gene: klhl5
Product: kelch-like family member 5
Exons: 11
Coding region: 119-2389 (756 amino acids)
Molecular function (GO): protein binding
Source: RefSeq, a predicted model, not a curated record
UCACUCGUCGUCUCCGUGGUUUUCGCCAGCAGCGCUCGCGUGCGCCGUUACCAAGACAAUUACGGAUCACGAGGCUCAUCGUUCCGUCCCCGCGUCUCCAGUUACCGGAGUAUCGGGAAUGUCGAAUCCCAGGAAGGACUUUGACGUUAAACAGAUCUUGCGUAUCCGAUGGCGAUGGUUCGGCCACCCAACAUCUCCCCCUGGUAAUCAGCCUUCGGGAGAUCUGUUCAGCGGCAGCCGGGGGACGGGGGGAUCAUCAUCCGGCGGUGACCAGCCCUCCCUCGGCGGCUGUGGUAGCUCUAGUCCCGCCGCCGGUGCCAGCUCGAGUAACGGUAACUCUUCUUCCAACAUCAACAACAAUCGAAAGUUUGGGGACUCGGUUUCGAACAACGGGCUGUCCACUGUGCUGGUGCUGGGCGCCUCCGCGUGCCCUCGGUCCAUGAGCCAGCAGGAGUGCCGGAGCCCCUCGCCGGCGCCGUGGGUCUUUCCUGCUCACUCCCGCUCCAGCGAGAGCCUGGAGCCGCUUCAGCAGCAGCAGCAGCAGCAGCGGGAGCCGCCGUCCACGCAUGUACCAGAAGCUCCUGGCCCGGGAGACGAUGAAAACAAUAACCACAACGUGGACUCUGACUCCAGCUCCUGCAGGACAUCCAACAGCACUGUGACGUUGUCCUCAUGUGCGUCGAUGGAGCCGUGUGUAUCAGACGAACACUUCCAGGCACACAGUCAUGCCGAACACACCUUCAGACGCAUGGAGGCCUACCUGCGCACCAGGAAGCUGUGUGACGUCGUUCUUCUCGCUGGGGACCGCAGAAUACCAGCACACAGACUUGUUCUCUCAUCAGUGUCCGAUUACUUUGCGGCCAUGUUCACCAGUGAUGUCCGAGAGGCAAAACAAGAGGAGGUCAAAAUGGAGGGUGUGGACCCGGAUGCAUUAUGGGUCUUGGUACAGUAUGCAUACACAGGGCUUUUGGAGUUGAGAGAGGACACUAUAGAGAGUUUGCUGUCUGCGUCAUGUCUUCUGCAGCUGUCUGCAGUGGUUCAGGCCUGCUGCAGUUACCUAAUGAAACAGCUCCAUCCCUCCAACUGUCUGGGCAUUCGCUCCUUCGCAGACGCCCAGGGCUGUCUGGAUCUCCACAAGGUUGCACAUAACUACACUAUGGAGCACUUUAUAGAGGUCAUGAGACAUCAGGAGUUUCUCCUCCUGCCCGCGAGUGAGGUGGAAAAGUUGUUAGCCUCCGAUGACAUGAACGUUCCAGAUGAGGAAACCGUGGUAGCGGCACUGCUCAGCUGGGUCCAUCAUGACGCGCCCACCCGUCAAUCACAGCUGCCCGCUCUCCUCGCUUAUAUCCGCCUUCCCCUGCUUAAACCACAGUUUUUAGCAGAUAUGGAGGCGAACCCAUUGCUGAGGGACUGCGUGGAGUGUCAGCGGCUGGUAAUGGAGGCCAUGAAGUAUCAUUUGCUGCCAGAGAGACGGCCCCUCCUUCAGAGCCCAAGGACACGCCCACGCAAGGCCACCGUAGGGGCGCUAUUCGCUGUGGGUGGCAUGGAUGCCACGAAAGGAGCCACCAGUAUUGAGCAGUACUGUUUACGGAGGGACACGUGGUGGCAGGUUGCCGUCAUGAGCGGGAGGCGGCUACAAUUCGGCGUCGCGGUUCUGGACGACCGCUUGUAUGUGGUGGGGGGACGAGAUGGCCUGAAGACCCUCAACACGGUGGAGUGUUACAACCCCCGCAGCAAGAGCUGGAGCGUCAUGCCACCCAUGUCCACUCACAGACACGGUCUUGGCGUCGCAGUGUUAGAAGGCCCUAUGUACGCAGUGGGAGGUCAUGAUGGUUGGAGUUACCUGAGCACCGUAGAGCGAUGGGACCCUCAAGCUCGCCAGUGGAGUUUUGUUGCUUCCAUGGCAACGCCCCGGAGCACUGUGGGAGUUGCGGUUUUAAACAGCAAACUGUAUGCAGUAGGCGGCAGGGACGGAAGCUCAUGUCUGAAGUCAGUAGAGUGUUUCGAUCCCCACACCAAUAAAUGGAGCAGCUGUGCGCCCAUGUCCAAACGCAGAGGUGGUGUUGGAGUAGCAACAUGGAAUGGCUUCCUGUAUGCCAUCGGUGGCCAUGACGCCCCAGCUUCAAGUUUAGCAUCUCGACUGUCAGACUGCGUCGAAAGAUACGACCCAAAGACAGACACGUGGACAGCGGUAGCUCCCAUGAGCCUCAGCAGAGAUGCAGUGGGAGUGUGUCUUCUAGGAGACCGUCUGUAUGCUGUGGGUGGCUAUGACGGCCAGGUUUACCUAAACACCGUAGAGGCUUACGACCCACAAACCAAUGAGUGGACACAGGUGGCGCCGUUGUGUUUAGGUCGAGCGGGAGCUUGUGUGGUCGCCGUGAAGCUUUGAAAUGCCGUCAGUUAUCUCCAUGGCGACUGUCCUAGUGCAUAAACCUACAGUGGUCCUGAUGCAGUGAAUCUGGAUGGAUCUGAGCAUCUGCUGACAAGGAAAGAAUAAAAAACACACAGACUAUCAAACACAGCAGAAUCCUCAAAUGUUGGACGCCUGUUAUGCCUCUAGUAUGUAUUUGUCUAUUGCAAGCAGUGUACUUCUGCAAAAUAUUAUUUUCUUAAUCAGUAUGUCUCCUUUUCUACUAUAUCUAAACAUACUUAAAACAAGAUGCAUUUACUUACGAAGCUAAGUUGCGUAAUAUUAUUAGACUUGUUUUUAGAUCUCAUGCAUUACAUUUAUUUUUCUAUCCCAACAAAUAGCUUUUUCUUUUUAUAAACAUGAAUAUAGUGGUUUAUGCUUAAAACAAGAAAAACAUUUUGCCAAUGGGGAUAGCAAAACUCUUUUGCUUUGCAAGAAAAUGUAUCUUGUUUAAAAGAUGUUUAGAUUUUUUUGAGAAAAGACUCGAUGAUUAUUAUGAAACUUACGUUUUGCAGUGUUCAUUACUGUGCACAUCAAGAACUACACUUUUAACAUUAUUGAAUCAUAUUCAUCUGUUCAUCAUUUCUUCUCUCAUCCCUGCAUCUGUUCUCCUCCGUCCUCACAUAUUCCCGUGAUGAUGGAACUGUGAGUAUUUGUGAGAAUAAGAGUGUGCCCUCAGGGGACACAGCGGAAAUGCUCAAACAAAUAAUGUGGAGUCAAUUUAUACUCUUAACUGGAAAACGCAGAGCCAAGUGUUCUCUAAAAAUCAUCUGUCAUCCAAGAACAGCCUGAGUGCAGUUAAGAGUCUCAACAGAAGGAGGGUGAUGAGGAGAGAGAACCAGAAAAAAGUGUGUGUGUUUGUGUCUGUAUGUCCUUCCAUUUGAAUACCAAGCCUACAUUCCUCAUAGGAAGUUUCUUAAUUCAUAUUCAUUUUAUAUUUAUAGACUUUAAUUUUAUAGACUGACAAAUUCAACGAGACGAGAUAAAAGAGGAACAUCUGAUUAUGAGAAAGUUCUGCGGUGGUAUUGUGGUUCAGUUACAGUAUGAAAUUGUACUUUCAUGGUACUUUGAUACAUCUCAGUGUUGCCAGGUCUCAUUAAAUGUAGCAUUUUUGUGUUGUUUUUUCCCAUUUUUCUUACAUACUUAAGGAAGUAAAUAAAGCAGGAAGUUGCAGGUAAUAUUGCAAGUAACAUAUUUGUAUUUAUUUUAAAACAAAACUGGAAUUAUUUGUCAAUUUUGGGCUUUUUUCGUUUUAAGAUCUGGCAACGCUGCAUGCACUCUGCAUUGUAAAAGAAUUCAUAAACCAUGGUAUUUGUAUGGCUCCAAGGUACUUCUUGGAAUACUUUAGUAUGAUACUUGUCCAAAAUACCAUGGUACUUUUCAGUUCUUAUUUUUAAGUAAUGAAAAGGAAACAGAAGAAAGACGAGAGAUUGAUGCAUGCUGACAAUAAAAUCCACUUCCACAUUAUCAGUCCAUUGCAAGCGUGCAUGGCAUGUCUUCGGUUUAUAUUUAAUUGAUUUGCCUGAAGACAGUCGUCCUGUUGCACGUCAGCAAUAUCACAUGUGAAUAUGAUAAUUAUACCUACAAGCGAGGAACACAAGCUUCUUUACACUGCGUGAGUAUUCCCCAACACGCUUUAAGCUCAAAGACGAUCAUAAUGAGGUCUAAUGCAUAUUCAGAUUCUCUGAAUCAUUGUUUCUAUUUUUUGAUCUUUGAAAAAUGAAGCGGAGGAAGUAAACCGCACAAACUGAGAUGCUGUUUCUAUACCAGUUCCUCUCUUCUGUGUCAAGGGAUUCCUCCAUACAGUAUUUGGCAAAAGAGCAUUGUAAAUAAUGGUUAUUGUGGGAGGUUUCUUAAUGGCUCAUUCAAUGUUAUAUUCAUAUUAUUUCUAUUUUUGAACUGUGAUUCAUCUCUGAAAAAGCAGGAUUCUGGGUCCGUGUCCGUUUGAUGGAAAUAAAAUCUGCCAGGGAACAGAAAAAGUCAACAAAGGCCAGAUUACUAUGGUUUAGAUGCAUCUCCCUUUCAGCGAGCAACAAAUCUGUAUGGAAAAAUACACAGUUCUUAAACAGCAAGUCUCAAUAGAAUGAGACAAGAACAUUAUGGGUCUGUGGUAAAAAUUUGUCCACUCUUGAAUAUUAUUUUACAAAAUUAUUACCUGCAGGUUAUUCUUUUAAAAGUUAGUAUUUCUUAAACCAUUAACAAAAAGUUUCUUGUUUUAAGCAUGAAUCUUAACAAAUUGUUGUAAGCUAAGAAAAAUUAGACCCACAUGGCCUGAUAUAGCUAUUCUUGUUAAACUGUAUAGUGCUUUUAUGUUAUAUUGUUGAAUAAAAUGUUUUUGUGUGCAGGUGAAAAAUCAAAGAAUUUAGAAGCAGAACUGAGUUUCAAACAAACCCAUUUCAUGGCUUCGGUGCACACAUUCAUAUUGCAAGGCUGAUACAUCUCUUCUCUCCAUUCAGUGUGUCAAAUUGUUCCUCUUUCUCUCCUUAUUCUUUUCACUUAUGUGUGUAUGUGUCUGUAUUUGUAAGAGAGAGAUGGGCGAGCAUCAUGUUGUUGAUGUGUGUGUGUGUGUGUGUGUGUGUGUCACAUUCAUACCUCAUGCUGAGUAAAAGUGCAGCAUGAAAUGUUACAUUGAACACAGAUUUGGUAUUUGAUCUGUAUAUUCACUCCUUUUUUAACUCCCAUGAUGCAUUUCGGUGCAUUACAUGGAACAAAGAGAACAGUGCAGAUGAGUGAAUAAAGAGAAUGAAUGAAAUGAUGGCAAACAAUGGAGAUCAUGACAGGAGAGGGAGACAUAUCCCGUUUACAAUAAAUGACUCUACAGGAUUUUCAUUCAGUAUAUGGGUAGUGGACAAAUAAAGUGUAAAUGUGUCCUAUGGUGUGACAGCAAAAUGUUAACUAACAAUGAAGAUAAAUCUCUAUGCUAUUUUAUGUUUAUAUAAAUAUAAUUAUUCAUUUUUGCUAUGUUAUACCAUAGGACACAUGUACAGUAUAUUUGUCAACUACCCUUUUACUGAAUAAGCGGAGCUGUAACACCAUAUUUUUCUGAAUUCAACUUCAUACUUUUGUCUUAGUGUCAUUUCAUGCUGUUAUGCCUGAUUCUAUUUUUGCUUCAAGCUUGUGUAGUUACGUUAUGAUAUUUUAUGCAAUGUGAGAUACGUUUACAUGAAAGAUUUGUGUACGACAUUUCAAUCCUUCCAAAGGAAGGAUUCUACUGGUUUGGUUUGUUGGGUGACCAAACAUUGCUAGGUAAAUGAUAACCAGUAUAUCCAGGUUACACCUGUAAAUGUCAGAUUCUGUUACUUUUAUAUUGAUUAUAGUGUCUUGGUUCUUUUUGUUAGCUUUACAUACGGUUUUAAAAUGGUUUACAGGUCAUUUCGUAUUAGUAAAUAUCAUAUUUACCCUGUGCAUGUACUUGGUCAGGUGUAAUACUUUAAUUUUUUUAAAGGGGUUGAAAUCCAAAGAAGGCCAAACCUUUAUUGGUACUAGGUUCGGCACAUUACGCUAAUCAUAAAUACAUAGCCCAUACAUUGCUAUACACAGUAUAUGCAAUCUGUGUAUAGUGUACUGUACACCACACACUUAUUGUUACAAUGUCAAAUUGAACCUAAAGUGUAAAACAUUUGUAAAAAUCGACUGUGCAGGAUUAGGAGGCUUGCUUUCAAUUAUAUAUACCUUUGGGGAUACACAUAUGAUUAGAAUAUUAGAAUAUUCAUGAGGCUGUGUUAUAUCUGAAUGUUACAAGUGUGACAUCUUGAGUAUUCAUACAAUACGCUACGUUUUUUUAUGUCAUCUUUUGUAAAUACAGAGAGCUCAGUUUAAGGAAUGAAGGUAUUUCACUUUAAUGUUAUGCAUAUUGUUGCAUAUUGUUAUGUAUAUGUUGUACUAUCUUUAUAGAUGCAUCCCUCACUUGUGCACAUAGCCGCCUGAAUUAUGAAACAAAAAAUAUUUUUUGUGUAAUAUAAAUCGCUGUGGAUGAAAUUGUUUUUCUUAUACAUUCCAGUUGUUUGAUUUAUGAUUAUUUUUGUUUAAUAAACUGUAAAAACAU